Molecule: messenger RNA, 15794 nt
Organism: Phlebotomus papatasi
Lineage: Eukaryota; Metazoa; Arthropoda; Insecta; Diptera; Psychodidae
Gene: sky
Product: GTPase-activating protein skywalker
Exons: 10
Coding region: 3822-5624 (600 amino acids)
Source: RefSeq, a predicted model, not a curated record
UGAAGAGAUGUGAGUAGUACAAGUACAAUUUCAGUCGAUCUCUAAACUCGGUUCUGAAAUGAUAGAAUUUCUUUUUCGUGCCUCUAACGUCUCUAUACGAAAAAAAAGUGCACUCAGAGAGAUAUUCUCUUGUGAUCAGAUUCUCUAACCAUGCCAAUAGGCAGAAGUUUUAAAUAAAAGCGAUUGAGUGGAAAAUCAUAUUCAAUUAAAGACAAGAAUAAAAAAAGAAGAAGAAAACGUGAUUGGAUAGUAGAUUGUUGUCUUUCAUCCCAUUGAGAGUCUUAAAUACAAUGUGACUUUAGCGAUUAAUGAAAUGGGAUAGUGGUGUAGAAAAGAGCGUUAAUUCUUUUAUUAUUAUUCAAACCAAAUGAAGAAAAAUAUGAAGUAGUUUGUAUAAAGAGAAUUGUGCCUGGACAUUUAAAUGGAGUGUGUGAAGUGCAAUAAGUGCGAUUUCAUUCCUUUUUCGUUUUAUUGAACAUUAAUUAUCAACCAAACAGAUUUAUUACGCUAAUGUUUCUUUCUAUUUAUAAAUUUCUACGCAUUGUUUUGCCGUAUGGUGUUUAAUAAAAGAAAAUCCUCAUUUACAGUCCCAUAUAAGUAAUGAAAUGAAAAACUGAUAAUUUAGUAUAACCAUGCCAUAUUGGGGAGAAUUUACUGCUAAAAAAGCCCAAUUUAUUUGUGUUUUAAAUUGCAAUAGUGCUAAUUAAAUUAAUAUUCUGCCAUCGAUAUGGGACAAUUAGGUGUUAUUUCACAAAAUAAUGAGUACCCUAGCGAUGUUAUUAUACAUUUUAAAUAAACAAUUUCGAUACGACUAAAAAAUUCUUAUGCACUGCUCCCAUUUUUUGCAGUAUAAUGAAUAAUUCAUUGCAUAAUGAUAGUAGGCAGUAUAUAGUCGCUUGUAUCAACAAUAUUUUAAACUUUAACUAGUCACAAGGUGAUUUUCAGUUCAGAUAGAGGAUUCAUUUAAGCACAUUGGCCGCUAAAAUGAGAAAACACUGAGCUGAGAAACAAACCACGGGGAGCGAUAACUUAUCGAUAGUAUCGUUAAAUCCAUAUCUGAAAGAUUAAGUGAAUGUCGAUUUUUUAAGCAUUAUCGAGCCAUUUAUUGCAGCACUUAAUAUUGAUAAAAAAUAGCAUUAAUUACACAAAGUGCAGCUAUAGUAUUUCAACGAGUCUAUGUAUUUACUGCUCGAUUUUAAAGGGAUAUUCAAAAUAUAAUCUCAAUUUUUAGUUCAAGGAUCAUAUUUAAAAAAAAAUAAAAGGAUUUUUAGUUUUGAAAUUCCGAGAAAGCGGACGGCUGUUAGACCAUCUCCUCAUGUAUCUCUUACCGGCGUAGAGUUGAAACAGUAAGAGAUAUCGAUUUCUGAUCUUCGGUAACCCUAAAUCACUUGACAUUCUGAUAACUGAUGCAAUAAAGGAGAAUGGGCAAAAGUGGUCUGUGGUGCGUAAAAACUUUUGUUCCGGAGCAAAGUUCUAAAUCGAAUAGCCUUCCAUAAACCUUGUUCCCAUGCCGAGUUUCAGCUUUCUACCUUUUCCCAGAGAGGAGUUAUAGUGGAAAAAGUCCUGAUUUUGUAUGGGGACUGCUGGAAGGAGUAGUAGUGGAAAACGUAUAUGUACACGGUUAAAGAGCCUUCCAUUAGCCUUGAUCCUAUGCCAAGUUUCUGAUUUCUACUUCUUUUCACAAAGAAGUUAUAGUGGAAAAAGGCCUAAUUUUGCAUGGGUACUACAAGAAGGAGUGGAGAGAGGAAGAUCAUAUAUACAUGUUCAACGAGCCUUUCUUAAACCUUUAUCUCAUGCCAAGUUUCAGCUUUUUACUUCUUCUCAGAGAAAAGUUAUAAUGAAAAAAGUUCACAUUUUCUAUGGCGGUCACUGAAAGGAGGGGUGGGGGAAGCUGGUAGUAUCGAUGGAUAAAUACAUUAAGUCAUUCACUGACCCCAUACCAAAUUUCAUCAUAAUCGGUUCAGCCGAUUUUGAGUAAUUUGAUCUCAAAAUAUUAUUUUUUCGAAAGGAUAAAUGCGUUUUUACAAGGACUCUCAAGACUCGACAGUUUUUCAUCGUUUAUCAUUACCUAUAAAAUGCCCCUAGUACCAUCUGUAAACGCCACAAAGACCAACUCCCAUACAUUUUUCCCACGGUCCUUUCUUACAAAAAUAUGUCAAUAGGAUAUUUUUUCGUUUAUUAGAGUAAAACGUCACAAAUUAUUCCAUGUCUAACAAAAUUUGGCCCAGUUUUGAGAUAUUCAUAGAAUUGAUUUUCAGAAAAUGGUUCGAAAAGCACAAUUCCUAUCAAGAUUGGAAAAAGUAAUCUUCAGAGAAGUUGCAGAGCAGUAAAUUUCCUAUACGAAUACGCUCAUUGAGGAUGUUGUGAAAAAAAUUAAAUAUGGGUUUUGAUAAUUCUUUCUUAGUUCUCCCUACACUGAGAAAAACGGGGGUGAGAUUAACUUUUUUUCCUCAUAACUUUAACAAUUUUUUAGGUGUAAAAAUAUAUCAACAUUUUUUAAUAUUAAUUUUACACCUUUUUAAAGGGUAAAAUUAACAUGAAAAAGGGUAAUUUUAACCCUUAACACACCUAAAAAGGGUAAUAUUUACACCGAUUUCGGAUCAAUAAUGCAGGGUAAAAUUAAUAUAACCGGAAUGUUAUUUUAACUUUUUUUCGGAUUUGUCUUAGUGGAUCGACACAAUUAUUACAAAAGAUCGGCAGAUCGGUACUCGCAUGAACCGUGAGCGACACAGUUAUCUACAGCUUAAGGAAUGGUGUCUUCUUUUUCGUCGGAUUACAUUAGGAGAACCGGGUUAAUAGGCCUCCCUGUGAUUCCGGGAGUCUUGGCCAGGGUUCCGAGACCUCACUCUAACUAGCUUUUGUGAACUAUUUUUGUCUUCAGGGUUGUUCGUAAACUCCCUUUCCUUGAAUGCCAGAACAUCACUGAAUGGCAUUGCUAGACACUAUCAGACUGGGUCAGGUUGAUCUUUAAUAUACUUUGUAUGUUGUUUAGCUUUGUUGUUUCUUAUUUUUUUUUCUCAAUCAAACUUUGCAAGAGAGUCAAGUAUAGGCUUUGAUUUACAUAAAUAUGUAAAUAGACAAACACUGAGAAAAAAGAGGGUGCGAAUUACUUUUUUCCCUCGUAACUUUAACACUUUUUAGGUGUUAAAAUAUAUCAACAUUUUUUAAUGUUAAUUUUACACCUUUUUUAAGGGUAAAAUUAACAUGAAAAAGGGUUAAUUCAACCCCUAAUACACCAAAAAAGGGUAAUGAUUACACUGAUUUCGGAUCGAUAAUGCAGGGUAAAAUUAACAUUUCCGGAAUGUUCGGAUUUCUCUCCGGACUUAUUCGGAUUUCUCUCAAUGAAAAAAAAAUUGAAAAAAACAAAAAAAAGAUCAUUAGCAGCGCUCCUAUAAUUGCAGCACUCAGUGGGCGCUCCCUGUUGUUUUUUAUCAAUCGAAGUGACUGAUCUGCAGUGAAUGGAAUUUUUGCAGAUAGAGCAAUUGCUGAUACAAGCGACAAUAUAUAGAGAUCUAUAUUACUAUAUACAUAUAAAGAAUUUCUGGUUUCUUGAAAAAUAGUGUAAUUACUUUGCAUCACAUCAACUUUAAUUAAUCUACAGCCUAUAUGUAUGGGAUGAAUGAAAAACGCAAUAAACAUCAACCAAUAGACUAUUGAAUCAAACGUGAUAAAUCUGUCUAGCAUGUGAUAGGAAGUGAUAAUGAAUUUACGUUCGUUCUCAAUUGCAAUAAGUUCAAAAAGACACAAUCACUAUAGGGCAUAGAAUAUUGAAAAAAAGAAAAACAACAGUGUUUUGUGAGUGAUAAAAAGAAAUAACUAAAAUGGUUGCAAAAUCAGCAGCUUUGAAGGAAUUUCUAUCACUUGAUAGUGCUAGCAAAAGAAGUAGUGUCUAUGUUGAUCCUGAUCGUGAAGUUUUCUUCGAAUUACCACUCUAUAUUACAACAAAUGAAAGUGUAACGAAAUGUUUUAACUUAUUUGAAGGAAAAAAAGUUGCUCUGAAGACAUUUAGUGAUGUACAGCAACUACUGCAGCAGGGAAAGAAGCGUGAGGUAAAGACAGCAAUUCGUGAGAAUGCCUGGCCCAUCAAUUCACCAAUUAGAUCUCAAUUGUGGCCUGCACUGUGUAGUCAACAUCAAAAUGGUAAAAGCAUGUUGGACGGAUUCUAUUGGGAUAUGGUUAAUCAGGUGUUCGGUACAACAGAACUGCCAGAUAAACCAAUAAUGCUACCACCUUUUGUGGAUUCAACCCACUGCCUUCCGUAUCACUUGACGAGAAAGGGACGAGCUGUGGCUGAUCGUGUUGUCAGUGUUCUUGGCUAUGCAUGCCCUGAUAUCACCUACAGCCCUUCACUCUAUCCGAUAACAUCCCUACUGCUACAUUUUAUGUCUGAAGAGGAAUGUUAUCACUGUAUGGCAAGUCUAGUGGCUGCCAAAGAAAAGGUGUUCAUCACGCAAACGAAGUUACUACAUGAAGUGACGUGGAAAACUGUGAUGCAAAUAGCCAAGAAACAUGCGAAAUCUGCAGUGAUGCAUCUGCAACGUCUCUGUCCUGGACAGAAGAUUGAGAGAAUAUUCAUGGAUUGGUGCUGGUGGAUACUCGGUGGUCUGCCAUUUCCGCAUUUGGUCCGAGUGAUGGAUUGUUACUUUCAUGAAGGGAUCAAAGUAUUCUACCGUGUUUCUCUUGCCAUUCUGAUUAUCUUCCAAAAGAAUAUAACAUCAUCGAAUUCAGAAUGGAACUCCGAGACUGUUAAGAAUGACAUUGACAAUGCUAUACCCAAAUUUUGCAAAACAAUUUCGGUCUCACCGACAAAAUUACUAAGGACAGCAUUCAAUAUUAGAGCACUUAGCUCAACAUAUAUUUCAAGGGUGUUUUUAAAGACUGAAAUGGUUCUCAAGAGUAGAUCGGUUCUGAGUGGAUCCAAACAACUGGUUCGAUCGCGUUCUAGCGAUAAUUUACCAACAAGUCAAUCACAAGUGAAUAUUCAAAUGAUGUCACACACUUUAACAAUUCGAGAGGGGGCUCAUUCCCCAGACGCAAGGGUUCUUGCAAUGGGUGUUUUCCCUAUUCAAUCGAUUAAAAGUCAAGUACUUGAUCAGGAUGAUCUUUUUACACUCUGGAGUUGGCUGCCUGUGAGGAUUACAAUGUACCAGCCGGUGCUUCUCUACACCACCGAAGAACAUGGAUGCUCAUUAACAACGUUUUACGUGCGAGUCGAGCAGCAUGAACCUACACUGCUUAUGAUCAAGACAUGCAACAAUGAGGUAUUUGGUGCCUAUUGCUCAUCGAGAUGGUUCGAGAGGAAUGUGAAGGAUGACAAGGGGCAACGACAGGCAUAUUUUGGAACAGGCGAAACGUUUCUAUUCUCCCUGUAUCCGGAACGUGCUAAAUAUCCGUGGGUGGGAAUUGAGGGUGAUACGAAGCACGGCCAUGGCUCUGAAUUGUUUAUGGCGGCCGAUGCUAAGAUGAUAACAAUUGGAGGAGGUGAGGGACAGGCCAUUUGGAUGGAUGAAAACAUCCGAUAUGGUAAGACGGACAAAUGUCAGACAUUCAACAAUCCACCUCUUUGCCCAUCUGGAGACUUUGAAAUACGCGUUCUCGAGGUGUAUGGCUUUGUGGGUGUUUAAUGCAAUUAACAAUUAGCCGAAGAGGAGAGAGAGAGAGAGAGGUAGUUUAAAAGAAAAUGAAGAUUCAACAACAAGAUUCGAUAUUCAAGUUUAUUAAAUAAUUAGAUUUUUCUUUAUUUUUUUUUGUGAAUGAAAUGAGAAGGCUUCUACCGGGAUAAAAUUGCUGCAAUAUUAGCGAUUAGGCGUGAAAUUCAUCUAAAAACAAAAUACUACGUAAAAAAUUCAAAGAGAAAUAAUUCUUUAGAUUUAUUUUCUUAUCUUUUCGGGAAGUUUUCCAUCUGUAAAUAUUUCUUCUCAGUACUGUUGUUCCCCCUUAAAGAAAUUAUUUGAAAAUGUGUUUAUGAAACAAAACGUAUCAAUGUGAGAAAAAAAGCAUAAUUUAAUUGAAAGAGAGAAUGCUUUAGAUGUGAAUGUCGCAACGAAAAAAUGAAGAUGUCACAUCGAAAUGCAUCGGAAUUAUCGUAAGAAAAAAAAAGAAAAGAAAAAUUUAUUCUCUUUCUAGUUGUUGUUUAUUCCCCCAAUCCUGAUAUUUGCUCCUUCCCUUUAUUUAUUUAUAAAUGAUAAUAGCAAAAAGAAAAACGAAUUAAAUUAUCUAAGAUGAAUAUUUCUUAAGUAUCCAAUAUAUUAAAAAAAAAUAUUGCUGUGCGAUUCAUAUCACGAAGAAUCAUUGUUAUAUGUUUUAUUUUGUUCAUGCCCAAAAUCUAUUUUUUAGAGUUGAAAAUGUAGACAGUGAAAUAUCUAAACUGAAUAUUAAUCAUUCCAGUUUGAAAAGAAAAAGGAAGAAGGUUUUUUUUCUUUUUUAGUAAAUUACAAUCUUUUUCGUCUUGUGUGAAUGAGAACAAUUUGAUAUUUUGUUGUUGUUGUUAAUUUAGAUGAUAAUGCAAAGGUGUAAUAGCGUAGAAAUGUUUAAAGGAAUUGUAUGUCUUAGGAAAGACAAAGAAAACUCAGACAGUAAGGAAUUUAUGUCCUCAAUACUUAACAUUUAAAAUAAACUGCAAAGGUUUUUCCAUCUACUUGCAACAAAAAAAAAAUGCCGAAGCUCAAGCUAAAGCAUUAUUCACAUUUUACCAAAUAUUUUAGUACUAAAACUCUGAACGAUUCCCAGUUCUAUUUAAUCCCAAAUCGCAAUGGAACUCAAAUAUUUUAUCAGAUUGAAUAUUUAAUUAAACGUGAAAAAUACUAAACUUUAAAUUUUUAGUACCAAAUAUUAUUUUUUGAUCAUGUACUAACUUGCGCUUCAAGUACCUGUUUUUCUUUUUCACCAAACAAAAAAUUAAUGGAGCUAUUACACUUCAUAAACAUAUUUAAAGACAUAAAGUAUUUCAUUCCCUGUCUCAUUCAUUCAUUAGUAUUAAAAAGUACACUGAGAUUAUUUAGAACAUGCCUGAGAUUUAGUACAAUAAUUAUACCACUUCUCUAACUGAAUGUUGUGACUUUUCCUACCAUUUGUGAUAGGAAGAGACAAUUCAUGUUUCUAGUCUCUAUUCAUCACUUUUUCUCUUUUCCUUUUAUGUCUGCAUAUCGUCGGUUGGGUCGAGCUCUGUCGUAUCUGCAUUUCUUUUGUGUCAGCAUUUCACGCAAGAGGGGUCGUCUGUAUUGUAGCUUGCACCGAAUGCAGAUAGAAAACAAAUGCAGAUACGACAGAGGUAGACGCAACCGACGAUAUUUCUAUCAAGCUUGAUUUUAGUACAUACAUGUACUAAAAUAAAUUGCUCUUCCCGAAUCUUUUACUUGGAGUCUGUAAUUAUUUUUAAAGGUAAUAGCUCCUUUUCUUUCCUCAAAGAACAUUCUAAAAAGGUCAAAUAUUAACUGAAUAAUAGUACUCUGGAUAAAAGUUUUGUCAAAUUAACAAAAAAGGUUUGUUAACAGGAUAUUCUUCCAUACAGAAUAUGGAAAAGUUUUGUCAAUUCGACAGCCAAAUGGACCUUGCUAAAGUUUGCUAAACGGAUGUUUUUCUUAAGCUAAAAGUCCUUUGGAUACAGUGACUCGAAAUUCAAAUGGCAUAUAUCAAAAUUCUCCGAAUAUUGAGGAGGGUGGGGCAGUUUAGAUAUGCUUUUUUUUAAAUAUAAAAUUUUCAAAUAAUAAAUUGAUAAACUGAAAAUAUCCAAUAGCCAAGAAGAACCAGCUUUAUUUAACUUAAAUGUAGUUUAGAAAUAUUGGCAAAUGAUUUAAAAAAAAAGGUUAAUCAUCUUGAACUGUCCCAAGCUACCCUACAACCUACAACAAUUACCUUUACCAAUUUAUCGAUUUAAGAGAUUAGAGGGAUUUUAAAAUAUAAAUCAGAUGAUUUUAAAGUUUUCCAAAAUCUUCCUUUUAUUCUAUUAGGCCAUUUCCAUUGAGAAAAUUUUCAGAUUUUUGUAAUUCUCAAUUCGCACGAAAACUGGCAAUAAAUACCAGUUUUUAAUCUGAACAUCUCGUUGGCAUUUGGUGGUUUUGAUUAAGCUUCUUAGUAAAAUUGAAUGGAAAUAACCGAAACCUUCAUUAAAUCACUGCUAAAGGAUAUCUUAUUACCAUUCACAAGUAGAUCUGACAACUCACUGGUAUACACGUGUCAGAAGAUAACUCAGUGGAUGGCGCUGUUCCCAAUAGGAACAGUCUGAAAAAUUGUUCCCAAUUUUUAUUUUUAAGCUUUUAUGCGAAAAAGUUCAACUAGCUUGAACUUUUUCUCAUAAAAGCACCUUUUUCCUGUUGAAAAUUUUCUAACAAAUUUGUUAAAAAAAACUUCUCAAUGCUAAAGGCCUAUAAAAUAAAUUUAAUUUCAACUUUGCAACCAAUGUUUUAACCUUGAUAAAACAAUUUUAAAAGUAUAAUGAUAAUUAAAUCCAUUUCUAACCCCAGAUAUAUAACAAAUCCUCUUAUUAAAUUUUAAAUAUAUUUUAUUUUUUUAUAGAAUUUAAAAAGAAAAGUAACAAUAAAUUAAUGAAAAAAAAAUCAAAUAAAGUUAUAGUUCGAAAUUUCUUUAUGUUAUGUCAUACUUAACCUCAAAUUCUAGAUUUAGAAUAUUGUCUAUCUUCGAUAUCUUCGGCCUGGAAUUGACAUAACUUCGUUCAAUCUCUUAAUAAUAAGAGAUAGGGGAGACCGGGGUAGAAUUGGCCAGCAAAUGAUAUUUUUUUUGCCUAUAAAUUAUGAAAAAUAUGUUUCAAUGAAACUGAUAAAUAUUUAAACGAAUAGGGAGGGAGUUAACUACUCUGAAAGGAUAGCAGUUUGCUUAAUAUUCUUCCUAAGGAAAACCCGAACACCUCACUAUUUAAUGCUAUACGUGGCUAAUUCUGCCCCGGUCUCCCCUAUAUUAUUUCUAGUUAUAUUCUUUUUUAAAUAAUUUUUUCAAAUUUAUUUUUCACAAAAAAAAAACAUUUCUUGUCUUUAUUUUGUCCCGAUCUCCUUUUUGAUUCUAUUAAACUUUGAUAAUUUCACAAUAAAAAAGUUAGAUUACAAUACAAAUUAGGUUAGAACUGACAUAACCUCAUUUAAAUCUCUUAACUGUAAGAGAAAUAUUUAGUUUUGGAUACAACCACAUCUUUGAAAUUGCUUGAGGAAUUCCCAAGACACAAUUAGUUAUGGGUAAAAUUUGGAAAUGGAAUUUUAUAGUUUGCCUUAGAAGAAACACUAAACGAUUCACAAUAUCUUUUGUCUAUCUAAUUCAAACAUUUUUUUUUUUGAAAAUAUUUGCAAAGAAAAAGAUCAUUAGCAGGGGUUAUUCUACUCGGUCUCCCCUAUAUUUUUGUAAGGUUGAGGUUAGGAGUAACAUAACCUCAAUAAGUCUCUUAAUAUUAAGAGAAAUAUUAUUAUUAGGCAGCAUUUUGAAUUUUUGCUAAGCAUUUUGAAUUUUUGAAUAAACCUUAAGAGCGAUAUUUUAAGUGAGUUGAGUCAGUUUUUAUAUCAAAAUGAUGACAUUUUUUCAAGAACUAACAAGGUGCUGCUUAAGCAGUUAAUAUUCAACCGACAAUUUUAUUUUUGAAUCAGAAUAGGGUAGGUGUGCCAAAUUUCGGCAUAGUUGCUUGCAAGUGCCAAAAUCUUAAGUUUGAAAUUAAAUAUUUUUAAUACAAAUUUGGAUUUUUGUUACUUCAUUUUAAGGAGUGUUGCCUUAAACCUUAUAUACAGUUUAUUGUCUUUAUUUUCUUUAAAUAUAUAUUCUUAAUGCAUUUUAAAAUGAAUAAAAAUGUAGAUAUAGCUUUGAUGGCCUAUUUUGGCCACCUUGUUUCUUAUAGUUCCGUGCCCUUCCGGAAUUUUUCCAAUAGGAAAUUUUCAUCUCGAUAUUGGGAUAGACAUUUUUGCUAUUAUUUUGUAUUGUAUAUUCUCCAGAGUUUGCAAAAACUGUGUCCGAAAUUGCAAGCUGGCCGAAAUUUGGUACACUUACCCUCUAUGAAAAUCCUUUUAUUUAUUUCUUAAAUGAAGAAUAAAUCUAAAAAUAAUUUAUGAUAUUCGAAGAAUUUUGAAGUCUUAAGGUUAUGUUCAGUAUAACCUUAAAUUUCCAACAUUUUUUUCAAUUGAAUGUGAAAAUGGUGUCCCAAAUUAAAGUAAUUCUAUGAUUUUUAAUAAAUUCUUUUGAUAUAAAUUAAAUUCGUCUGCAAUUCUAAAGUUGGUACCCUUAAAAUUUAAAAGUAUUUUAUAGGUUAUGUUAAACAUAACCUCACAUUUCAAAGUAACAUUUUAAUCUAAUAAAGAAUUAUGAUGGAAUUGAGGAAAUAUAAUUUUCCAUGGGGAAUUAAAUAUUUUUAGGGAGUAAUUGAGUUCUCGAGUGUAUUUGAUAAGAAAACAAUUUAUAUUUCGUAAUUAGAGUGUGGUAAACUUUUACUACAUUAAUUCAGUGAAUACCAUAAAGUCAUAUUUUUGCGUGUCACUGAUAAAUGUGUCAGUUUUCUGGGAGAAAUUCUCGACUAUGACGUAUUUUCCCGCAGAAAAAAUGAAGAGAAAAAAAUAAGACAAGGGAGAGAUAAUAAGAAAAAAAUAGAGAAUCCAGUGAAGAAGAAUCUACAAAGAAAAAUAUGAGAAAAUGUUUAUUUAAGACUGUUUCGUUAGCAAUAAAUUGAAAAUGAAUUUUCUCACUUUUCCUUUGGCGAUUCAAGGAGGAAAAACUUCUUGCAGUUUUCUUUUGUGGACAUAAAUUCCUUUUUCUCUCAUUUUGUUUCUGUUGGAGAUGAAUGUCUUAUUAAUUUGUCAUUAGGAAUUUAUUAAUUAAAAAAAAAAAGAAAAUGCAAAUUUGCUGAAAAGAGCAACAAAAGUCUCUUCAAUGAAGUAUUAUUUUUUAAUUUUAUUGGAACAAAUUUAUCAUUAAAUUCUCUCCAAUAGUUUCUAAAAUACUUGUUUUUUUCCCAAAAAGUAUUACUAUUGAAUUUAGAAUGAAAUUCUUCGAUAUAUUAGUAAAGGAGAUUGUUUACAAGAAAACAAAAAACAAAAAAUUACAAGAAAAAAGAAGCAUAUAGUGUCGCAUGAAAUACAAAUAUUUAAUCCGUAGGAAUUAUUAAAAUAAAAUAUAGAGAAUAAGACAAAAAAAAUCAUUCAAUAUUCUAGAUGAAUUUUUAAAUGAAAGGAACAAUAAAACGAAAUUAAUAGUGUUAAAGUAAUAAAGAAAAAAAACAUAUACAAAUGACGAAGUGAAGCAAUUUAGAGAGAGAAAAAAAAAGAAAAUAAAACAAAUCAAUGAAAAUCUUUAAUCAAAACACAAAGAUCACUCGAGAUAGGAAGAAAAAAUCACAAUGUGACGUUUACAGAGAUUAAGAGAAAUCAGCAUUUUUAACCUUUUGAUCCAAAAGUUUGAAUUAACUGAAUUAUCUAGAGUGAAUUUUCUUUACAAUUUUUUCGGAUCAUCCAUAAAAUCAUUCAAUGUUGUUUACUGAAGAAGCAAAAAGAAUAAAGAAAAAAAUGAGAAGUAUGUUAUCUUCACUAUUGACACUUUAUUAAUUACUUUAAUAAUAUCAAUGUUGUCUUCUCAGUGUCACGUAAUUGAGAAUAAUAUCUCUGUAUAUUGGAUGUUUGUAUAUUGCCCGCUCUCUUUGCUUCAGAAGAAUAUAAGGAAAAAAAAAUUAAAAUUAUAUAUUUGCUAUGCGGCAAGAAAAAAAAACAUUUGCGCUGGUACUAUAUCUACAUAUAUUUACACAUUCAGAGAGCAAAAGAGAUAAUUCUGUGAAAUUACAGUACGAGUAUUCACUGUGAUUUUUUUUGUUUUUGAGUAACUGAUCAAGAUAUUUAAUAUUUAAAGUACAUUUUGACAGGUCGAAAAGUCAAACAGCCGUAAAGACUAUUUAAAUACACAAACUUUGCCAUUUUCCCACUAGAUGGGGUUGGCACUCCUUGUACAUUGUCGCCAGGCAAUGCGAUCCCGCGUUGUCUCGUCUUCGGGGUCCUUCGACCUCAUGUCUUUUGUUACAGUGGAAAGCCAUGUGGUAGCUAGGAGGCCAAGACUUCUCUUUUGUUGAGUUCAGUUAAGAAAGAAAUUGGCUCCGUUCAGUAAUAACCUUUCGAAGAGACAAAGCCACUCUAAAGCCAAGCCAAAUCUAUUCGAAAAUCUACCGGAAGCCUAAAGUGCAAGUUCAUAUACCCGCUUCUUUAGCGCUGAUUGUUCUGCCCGUUUUGCAAUUUCGAAUUUCGAUAUUCUUGACACUUCAAUCGUCAACGGCUCCGUUCAGUAAUAACCUUUCGAAGAAACAAAGCCACUCCAAAGCCAAGCCAAUCCUAUUCGGAAAUCUACCGGGAGCCUAAAGUGCCUAAAAUGCAAGUUCAUAUACCCGCCGCUUUAACGCUGAUUGUCCUGAAAUUUCGAAUUUCGAUAUUCUUGAUACUUUCAAUCGUCAACAAUGUUAACAAUAGUGUGCAAAGUUUGCUGCAAAAAGUGAUUUUUUAUGUAGUUUCGUGGAAAUUCAGGAAGGCAUAACGUUUCAAUUGCACUUUCAUUCAAAAGAAAUGUCCUUUUUAGGAAAUUGUUCAUUUUUCUGUAACUCGUCGGUUUAAACUUUCGAACUUCCAACGGGUUUUUAGGUAAGUCCUCUCUGAUAUACCUUCGAAUCGGUAAAGGAAAAACCUCUACCGGAGGAGCUCUCAAAUCGGGAAGGUUAUUACUGAACGAGAGGUGGCUCCGUUCAGUAAUAACCUUUCGAAGAGACAAAGCUAAGCCAAACCUAUUCGAAAAUCUACCGGAAGCCUAAAGUGCAAGUUCAUGUACUCGCCACUUUAGCGCUGAUUGUUCUGCCAUUUCGAAUUUCGAUAUUCUUGACACUUCGAUCGUCAUCAAUGUCAACAACAGUGUGCAAGAGUUUCCUGCAAAAAGUGAAUUUUGUGUAGUUUUGUGGAAUUUCAGGAUGGCAGAACGUUUUAAUUGCAAUUUUAUUAAGACAAAUGUCCAUUUCAUGAACUUACUCACUUUUGUGUAACUCGUCGGUUUAAACUUUCGAACUUCGAACGGUUUUUUAGGUAAGUUCUCUCUGAUAUACAGUAGACUCUCGCAAAUUCGGCUCUUUGAAGAUCGGGCUACUUUUUAAUUCGGGCAGCGGUUACAUUUGAAAAAAGUUUGUUGUCAUUUUUCAAAUUUGAUUAUGAUUAUCAAAUGAAUCAAAUAUGCUCAAAUUUAGCAUGGUUUGUCUUAGUUUUGAUGUAAUUUUGCAUUAUUGAGGGAUUUUCAUGCAAUUUACGAUAUAUAUCUCUGUGUAAACUCAAUAUCUAUAUGCACAUGUCGCCCGAAUUUCUGUCUAAUUCGGCUGACAUUUCGGUCCUAUAUGCCCGAAUUUGAGAGAGUCUACUGUACCUUCAAAUCGGUAAAGGAAAAACCUCAACCGGAGAGAGUUCUCAAAUCGGGAAGGUAAUUACUGAACGAGAGGAAUCUAUCUAAGCAGCUGCUCUGAAAAUUUCAAGUUAAUCGGAUGAAACUUACUCCAGUUCUACUGCUCGUGCCGCAAAAUUUAUCUAGAAAAUCUAAAAUCUAGAACCGCAAAUUUUAGGCGUAUUCCUCGAUAUAACCCCUUAAACUACUUUUCCAUCAUUUUCCACUAAGCCGUGUUUCGGCCAGUUUCGACUUAAGUCCUAAGUCUAUCAAAGACCUAACUUGCCUUUCAAUAAGGCCUAUUUAAACAAGGGUAUAUUCAUUCGAAAUCUCCCGUUCGAAAUUGAAUUCUAUAAUGUUGGGAUAAUUCCGUAUUAGCUGAAUUUUCUAUGGCAUUAUUUUUUUCUAGCAUUAUAGAACCAAAAUUCUUAUAAUCUGCUUAUAGCGCUCUUUGUUCGGUCUCUGUGACUACUGAAAGUAAAAUAGCGCACUGUCAAGCGCCUUAAGAGUUUCUACAGGAAUUUAAACACUAAAUUCUCCUUAUAAGCCUUUUUAUUUCAUUAAAAGACUUUAGAGCCUUAAUUCUAUAAGACCGUCUUCAGACUAGAGCUUUAGUCCAGUUCCCAUGGGUCUCAAAACCUUAAACAGCAACCAUUUUUAUUGAUUUUUCAAAAUCUAAUUGGUAAUUUGACUUUAAUAAUCCAGUUCUAAGUCAAUUUUUUUUAGAAAAAAAAAAUCUUGACUGAUAAGAUAUUAGUCUGAAAAAAUCUGCGCCAUUCCAUAGCGAAAUCCAGAAGAACUAUCACCAUUUCCCCACGAAAAAUCCCGCAACGGGUAUCUAGGGUAAGAUAAAGAAGGGGGCCGAAUAAAGAAGCUGAAUUGGCAUGUAGUAUAAUUUGCUACACAGAAUAAAAUAUAUUUUGUAAAAUUGUUCGUAAAUGUUUGUGAGUUCCUAUUAGGAACUUACGAAAUGCUCGUGAAUCGUAUAACCCACAAACAAGUUUGUUAAAGUUUGUACUUUUUUCACAAACAUUGUUCGUAACAUGAUCAUUUGACGAGCAUUUUUUGUACUUUUACAAACAUUUGUUCGUAGAUUUUUGUUUGUUUGGCAAAAAUUUACAAGUGACAAAAUUUUACAAACAUUUUUUUGAGUCGUUACGAACAUUUAUGAACAAAUGUUUGUAAAAGUACAAAAAAUGUUCUUUAUGUGAUCAAGUUACGAACAAUGUUUGUAAAAAAAAAGUACAAACAUUUACGAAUAUUUUAGAGGGAAUUCACAGACAUUUACGAACAAUUUUACGAAAUAUUUUUUUUUCUCUGAUAGAGAAUCUUCUUCACCUUGGGGGAGAAGUUCCCUCAGGCUGUCCUUGAGAAAUCCCUGGUAACAUGGUACAGGAAAAUGGGGAUUAUUCACAAGAAAAUCCCCACGAACUUCCUGAGAAUAAUGAGAAAAACUGGGAAAUUUUGCUUAAGGAUUUCCACGGAAACUCCCCUGGAAAAGUCAGGGGUCAGAAAAACUAGAGGACUUCUUUCAGAAAAAUCCCUGGGAACUCUUUGGGAAAGGCUUGGGGAUAAUUCUCAGGAAAAUCCUUGGGAAAAACUAUUAAAAAAAAUCCGCACAAUUUCCUUUUUGAUUUUUUUCUUUUAUUAUUUAAUAUUCCGGAAUUCCGGUGGAAAUUCCGCAGAAGUUCUGCAAAGAUUAUUCACACAAAUUAUAUUUCGUUAAGCAUGGACAAUGUUGAAAUUUUGUUAGCUGAGACACUUCCAAGUUCCACAAAUGCAUCUCGGCAGAAUAAGAAAUAUCAUCAUCGAAAUUUAAAGCUGUCAAGAGAUCAUUACAUCAUACUUGCCUUUUUUACGCAACUUAUACCUAAUGAUCCAUACUUAUCGAAACAUUACUUUUAGCCUUUUUGGGUUCUACAAAAACACAUAAAAAAUCACAGUGAUGCUUGUGAAGCUUACUCGACUAUUUUCUUGUUGAGAGUUUUUUUCUCUCUACAUAAUAUCUGCUAAAAAUUGCAAAAUAAUUGUGUGUUCAAGAUAUUUUUUGUGUCUCUAGUCCUUAUAUUUGAAAGAAAACUAAAUAAAAAAGAAUGAACAACACACAAAUUACAACUAAUUUAUGAAUAUAUUUUUUAUUUCUUCGACUUUACUCUUCCAUCCCUUUCCAGUCGAUCCAGUGAAUUAAAUAAAAAUAGUAAAUUAAAAGGAAAAAUGGAGGUAAAACUGAAAAUAAUUUGCACAUUUAAAGAGAGACAGAUAGAAAGAGAGAGAAAUCAGAUUAUAUAGCAUGUUAACAUGUAAUUUAUUUUAUUUUCUAGUUGUAUAGAUAAAAUGUUCAACAAGUUAUUUAUGAUUAAAAUAUCUGCAAUACAAAGUGAGAUAUAUUGAUUUGUAAUAAAUGUUAUUGAAAUGUA